GUUGUGAAAUUAAUAAAUUCUAUGGGAAUUUGAAAUGGAAAAAAAAUUCGUUUUUUUUUCUCUCUUACUUAACGAUAAACAAUGGAGAAGUUUAAUUGAUUUGUUUUCGUAGUAUUUUCAUUAUAAAAAUAGAAUAAUGAAUCAGUUGGAUCGAUUUGAGACCAAAUGAAUUUUUUUUUUUUUUUUUUUUGAAUGGAAAAAAAUCGGUCUAAUGAAGAUGGUACAGAACAGCAACAACAACAACAACAACAAUGUGAUGAUGAUCCAAGUGAAAUGAUAGCCAAUUUGAUGGUUAAAAAUGAACGAAUGAAAAGGAUAAUAUUUACAAAAAAAGGAGGUCAACAACAAAACAACAACAACAACAACAACAACAACAAAAACGGCGAUGAUUGAAGAAUUGCAACAAUUAUUGGAUGAUAAGAAAGUUCAACAAAAGAAGCAACAACAACAACAACCAAAUCAAGGAAGAUUAUUAAAUUCUGAUGAAAAACAAUCAAUUAUUAAGAAAGAAAAUAUUUACAUGAAUAAUAACAAUGUUUAUAAUGUUGAUGGCCAAGAUAAUGAUGAUAAUACGAUCAUCGUACCAGAAACACCAAAAUGGUUACAAUUCAAUGGAUAUCAAUAUCAGAAAAUUUUAGGUGAAGGAACAUAUGGAAAAAUUUUCUGUGCACGAAAUAUUAAAAACGGUGAAAUGGUUGCAAUCAAACAGAUUGAUCGUAAUAAUCCUUCCAUACAACAAUGGUUAGAUAAUGGCUGUUUGGAUCGUGAAAUGAAAAUAACAUUGGCCAUACGACAUCAGAAUCUAAUUGGUGCUAUUGAUGUAUUGAAAUUUCGUUCAAUAGCAUUCAUUGUUAUGCCAUUAAUUGAUGGUGGUAAUAUACGACAAUUAAUGUUUCGUCAACGGCGACCAUUCAAUGAGCGACGUACGAAAAAAUUAUUUUACGAUAUGGCCAAAGGAAUGAAUUAUUUACAUAGAAAUCGAAUCGUACAUCGUGAUUUAAAAUUAGAAAAUCUACUCAUUCAUCGUCAAUAUGAUCGUUUAAUGAUUGGUGAUUUUGGUUUUGCUAAAAUAUUGCCAUCCACAUCGUCGAUGGCUAUUGUUGAUUCCACAAAUAUGAUGACAACAAUGAGAAGAAAAUUUGAUAAAAAUCAAUGCAAUUCACCAUGCGGUACGAUUGAAUAUACGGCACCGGAAGUGAAUUUAAUACGAUUAAAUUAUCUUGAAAAUUCUCAAUUUAAUAAUCAACAAUCAUAUGAUGGUAAAGCGGCCGACAUAUAUUCAAUGGGCAUAUGUUUAUUUGAAAUGUUAUAUUUUUGCAAUACAUUUAUAAAACCGGAAGAAUAUUUACAAGAAAUGAAUAUAUUACAAAGAGUACAAUUAGUUUAUCGACGACAAAUGACACAACAAUGGACAGAGAAUAAUCGUGUUAAAAUAUCAACAAAAUGUUCACAACUUUUAAUACGAUUAUUGCAGAUAAAUGCUGAACAACGACCAACCAUAAUUGAAAUAAUUGAAAAUGAUCCAUGGUUAUAUAGGAUAAAUCAUCGUGAACAAGCUAAAAGAGAAAAACUACGACAAAUUACAACAUUAAUACAUGAAUAUAUGGCUAUGAAUGAUGAUGAUAAUGAUGAUAAUAAUGAUAAUGACGAUGAUAAUGAUGAUUAUGGUGGUGGUGAAGAAAAUCAAUCAUUAGUUAUGAUGAAAAAUUUAGAUUUCAAACAGAAUCAAACGAUGACCAAUAAUAAUAAAAAAAAAUUAUCCAAAACAAAAACAAUGAAAAUACGUACAUUGGAUCGUUGAUGGUGGCGAAUCACAAAAAAAUCAAUCAAUAAAUCAAUUAAUAAAUCAAUAAUUUGAAAAUAAUUAAAUCAACUUAACUCAACUGGUGAGUGAAAGUGAGUGAAUGAGAGUAGUAAAUGAUGUUUUAAUUGUCAAUAUUUUCAAGCUCAGUUUCUAUCCGGAACAUUGUGUGUGUGUGUGUGUGUGUUUACAAAAUUCAUUUGUAUAUAACAAGAAAACAAUAUUUUCCGAUAGAAACUAAGCAUAAAAAUAUCACAAAAAAAAUUUUGUUAGACUUACAUUACAUUUUUUUUCCGAUUUGUAACAAAUUUUUGCUUUCAAUGGCACACAAGAGGACCGUAGAUUUUUUUUUUCUUAUUAAUUUCAAUAUAAUUUUUCUACAGUCAUCAAUCGUAUGCCAUGGAAAACAACAAAAACAAAUUGAAUGCAAGAGAGAGAGAGAGAGAGAGAGAAAUAUUUGAUGAAAUACAUUUGUAAAACAUCAUGAUACACAUCGCCUAAAGAUGCU
Molecule: messenger RNA, 2309 nt
Organism: Dermatophagoides farinae (American house dust mite)
Lineage: Eukaryota; Metazoa; Arthropoda; Arachnida; Sarcoptiformes; Pyroglyphidae
Product: testis-specific serine/threonine-protein kinase 3
Biological process (GO): protein autophosphorylation; autophagosome assembly; peptidyl-serine phosphorylation
Cellular component (GO): autophagosome; phagophore assembly site; cytosol
Molecular function (GO): ATP binding; protein serine/threonine kinase activity
Source: RefSeq, a predicted model, not a curated record